AUGAUUGCCUUCUGCUCGAGCAUCUACACAGCUGCUAUUCCCUCGAUCACACAUGCAUAUGGCUGCUCAUCAACCGUAGCUGCGCUAGGGAUUACAACCUUCCUACUGGGAUUCGCAUCCGGGCCGCUGCUGUUUGCGCCGCUGUCGGAAGUGUGGGGUCGCAAUACGAUCUUCCGGUUCGUGCUGGGGCUUUUCGUUUUGUUCCAGAUUGGCUGUGCUCUAGCCCCCAACGUGGCAUCGAUGAUUGUCUUUCGUUUCUUCUCCGGCUUUUUCGGAUCUCCCACGGUAACCAACUCAGGCGGGUCUAUCACCGACAUCUGGCCUCAAGAAAACCGGUCUGUGCCUCUGGCCCUCUUCUCUGCGGCUAGCUUCCUAGGGCCUGUUAUUGCGCCUAUGGUGGGGGGUUUCAUUUGCCAGUACACAUCAUGGAGGUGGAAUUUCUGGGUAGUGCUUAUCAUCAGUGGGGUCUGCUAUGUGGCAAUGAUGAUAUUUCUCCCUGAGACAUACCUACCUAAGCUGCUCAUGGAUAAAAGACGACGCAUGCCGGGUUAUUCCCCAGCUAAUCACCCCCCUGUCAAGGAGAUACUGUACACGACGCUAACCCGUCCAUGGCUGAUGCUAUUCACGGAACCAAUCCUGUUUCUGCUGUCCCUGUAUAUGGCUUUUAUCUACGGCAUUCUCUACCUGGAUUUCACCGCCUAUCCUGUCGUCUAUCAUGAGACACGAGGCUGGGCGGCUGGCACUACAGGGCUUUCCUUUCUAGGGAUAUGCGUUGGUAUGGCCAUCGCCACCCUGACUUCGCCAUAUGUCAAUCGAAUUUAUGGCAUAUACACCCGGCGACUAGGCGGCUCUCACCCGGAGGCCCGUCUCCCGCAUCUGAUCAUCGUCUCCUGGCUGAUCCCAAUCAGCUUAUUCUGGUUCGCCUGGACGGCUUCCCCACCCACCCAUUGGAUCUCUGGAAUCGCGGCUGGCGUGCCCUUUGGUUUUGGCCUUAUUCUGCUUUUCACAGGGAUCACAUCAUAUCUGACAGACUGUUACGGCUUAUUUGGGGCAAGUGCAUUAGCAGCUAAUGCAGUGCUGCGCUCACUAUUUGGGGCCGUGUUUCCCCUCUUUUCAACAGAUAUGUAUCAUGCCCUUGGGGUAUCGUGGGCGACGAGCCUGCUGGGAUUCCUGGCUCUCGCAAUGGCGCCAUUACCCUGGGUGUUUUACCAGUUUGGACCGCGGAUCCGGGCACGGAGCAAGUAUCAUCUACAAACGAGAGAGUACGAGGGGUAG
Aspergillus clavatus NRRL 1 is the source of this 1275-nucleotide messenger RNA. RefSeq names its product MFS transporter. The coding region runs from base 1 to 1275 and encodes 424 amino acids. Lineage: Eukaryota; Fungi; Ascomycota; Eurotiomycetes; Eurotiales; Aspergillaceae. Gene Ontology annotation, molecular function: transmembrane transporter activity. The transcript is spliced from 2 exons. The record is from RefSeq and is a predicted model, not a curated record. Gene Ontology annotation, biological process: transmembrane transport.